This is a messenger RNA of Procambarus clarkii (red swamp crayfish), 3367 nucleotides long. The record is from RefSeq and is a predicted model, not a curated record. Lineage: Eukaryota; Metazoa; Arthropoda; Malacostraca; Decapoda; Cambaridae.
GGAUGCCGGGAAUAACUGGCCCAUUGUGCUCCCAGUAUCAGAGUAGCGGCCGUCGCACUAACCGCUUGUAAUUGUGAUAAUUGUGUUGUGUCUGGAGUGAGACGUACUGUCAUGUUGGACCAGGAGCUACUAGCCAAGGGCGGACUGUCUGACAGCCAGCAACAGCCACCACCGCACCUAACUAACCCAUAUUCCCAGUUUCAACAGUAUCAACAAAGUAUGGCUGGUUACAACAAUAUGGGCUAUGGUUUCCCGGCGAUGUAUGCCCAAAAUGGCUAUGGGUACCCGCUCCCUGGCUACCCACAUGCCCCAAGUCCGCCCUCAGAUGUGACGGAGAAGACAGAGGGAGGAGAGGUUCGUGUGACAGCCAAGGGCAAGAAGGUUAGGAAGCCUCGCACCAUCUACUCCUCCUUGCAGCUACAGCAACUCAACAAGAUGUUCCAGAGGACUCAGUAUCUGGCCCUGCCGGAGCGCGCCGAAUUGGCCGCUAAACUUGGUCUUACGCAAACACAGGUUAAGAUCUGGUUUCAGAACCGCAGGUCCAAGUAUAAGAAGCUUUACAAGGCGGCUCAGAACGGCCAGCUGCCGGGAGUCGACGCUGCUGAAAUUGCUGCAGAUCUGGGAGCCAACUUGUCACAGAUGGUGUCGAACGGGCCUGAAUCACCAAGCUCUCCAGCCACCACAGACCAUGGUCACGAUCAGCCACCGUCGUCUGUCGGACCCGACGGUGGCCCACUUUCUCCUCCGCCCGACGACCGCCCACAGUCUCAAACUCCAACGGUAUCGAGCCACGGGGAGAUGACGUCUCCUAUGAUGUCGGCUCCACGGGACAUGAUGGUGUCUCCACCAGCUCAUCCGUCCAAGGACAUGAUGGCGAUGAAUCAGGCAAUGGCCGCUUGCGAACAGCAGCGACGGGAUCAAGCUAUGAUGCCGCCCCAUCACCAGUGGGAUCCGGCCCACUAUAUGUCAUACUGGAACCACUAUGGGGACAUGGCGGCCCAUCAGAUGACCCAUCAGAUCAUGACCUAAGCUCCACAGUAGAGCUCCGACCAGCGACACAUCAAUGACUUCAAGUUUCGAGGUCACAUUGCCCUUCCCUUUGGCUCUCAAGGCCAUUCCCUGAGUCUCCAGCAACGAGGAUUAUUCUUUCUCAUGACAUCUACAACUUCGAAUCGUGAGAAGCUAAUCAAUUGCCACCUGAGGGAGCGGAGCCAUCGUUGCACUGUGCAGUAUAUCCCUCUUCGAUCCCCCCUCUCCCAUCUACCCCCCCCCCCCACAACUCCAGAACAUUCCAGGGUGACAUCUCAAUGUGUACACAUAGGCAACAAAAUGUGAAGUCACAUAGCGUAUCGGUGCAGUGGUGUGUGUAUGUGCUAUGCACCUCCCUCCACUCCGUAGCCUGAGCUCACGUGCUUCACAGGAUCUUAACGUGAUCCCAGCUGAAACUACGUGAUCCCAGCUGACCUAACGAGCUCAUUAGGUCACUCCUCGUUACUAGAGUCAAUUCCAGGGGGCUUAUAGACUACCCCACGAAUCAUUUUAAGGAACCUCAGUGAAUUUCAUAAGGCGUAAGAGAAUAUAAAUUACGAAACUGAUCAAAACUGGCUACAGGUGACCCCAGCUGGCCGCAGGUGACCCUAGCUGGCCGCAGGUGACCCCAGCUGGCCGCAGGUGACCCCAACUGGCCGCAGGUGACCCCAACUGGCCGCAGGUGACCCCAACUGGCCGCAGGUGACCCCAACUGGCCGCAGGUAACCGCAGCUGGUCGCAGGUGACCCCAACUGGCCGCAGGUAACCGCAGCUGGUACCAGGUAACCACAGCUGGCCGCAGGUGACCCCAACUGGCCGCAGGUGACCCUAGCUGGCCGCAGGUGACCCUAGCUGGCCACAGGUGACCACAGCUGGCCACAGGUGACCCCAGCUGGCCACAGGUGACCCCAGCUGGCCGCAGGUGACCCCAGCUGGCCGCAGGUGACCCCAGCUGGCCGCAGGUGACCACAGCUGGCUACAGGUGACCACAGCUGGCUACAGGUGAUCCCAGCUGGUCACAUGUGACCCCAGCUGGUCACAGGUGACCCCAGCUGGCCGCAGGUAACCCCAGCUGGCCACAGAUGACCCCAGCUGGCCACAGAUGACCCCAGCUGGCCACAGAUGACCCCAGCUGGCCACAGAUGACCCCAGCUGGCCACAGGUGACCCCAGCUGGUCACAGGUAACCCCAGCUGGCCGCAGCUGGCCACAGAUAACCCCAGCAGGUCUGCUAUGUUCAGACAGAAGAUGAAAGGGCCAUCAGGCCCACUGUAUUAUGAUGUAUGAUUAGCGCGUAUAUGAUGUAUGAAUUUAUUACCAUUGGCUCUUAAUAAAUGCAUGUUGUAUUAUUGUCUAUGUGUGCAAUAAACUCCGUUUUCAGUGCUCGUGUAAUCCUGUGGUUCUUAGAGCGGUUAGAAGUAUUCUUUAAGACUAUCCAAGAAGUUUCAAGUCAUUUAUAUCAUGGUGUACCACAGUGGCAUUGAAAGCUGUUUAUUUACCUAUUUCUUCUACGUAAGUCUACACUGAUUGAGGCGAAAUUUUGUGCUUUGAUUUAUUUUCGACAUUUGUUUCAGCAUGCUGUUGUUGUUGUAGAUUCAGCUAUGAACAAAAAGUUCCAAGUAGCACGGGCUAUGGUGAGCCCGCAUCCAGCAUGCUUUUUCUUACCCAGCUUUUGGGCUCAUUUUCUUGAUUUUUCUUACCCAUUCACAGCUUUUGGGCUCAUUUUCUUGAUUUUUCUUACCCAUUCACAGCUUUUGGGCUCAUUUUCUUGAUUUUUCUUACCCAUUCACAGCUUUUGGGCUCAUUUUCUUGAUUUUCCUCAUUUCUCUUCCAGUCUUCUCCUGUUGGUUCCUUUCCCUUUCCUUGACAAUCUUUUUCCUGUUCCAUUUCUCUUUCCCCCUCUAGAACCUUCUUAUCCUCUAUUUCUCUCUACAAUGUUUUUCCUGUUCCAUUUCUCUUUCCCCCUCUAGAACCUUCUUAUCCUAUAUUUCUCUCUACAAUGUUUUCCCUGUUCUUCUCCAUCUCUCUAUCUCUUCCCUUCUCUACUCACUUCUUCCCACAGAUCAAUAAUUACUCAAUCAGUAUUUUAUACUUUUAUUCAAAACUCUCUUUACUUUUACAAAUUUUAAUAUGUUUACCUAAUGAUAUUUGGUGUCAUUACAAGGCCGAAUGUUCACUGUUCACCUUGUUCAGUGAACAGUGAACACGGUCGUUGUAAAUAUAGAUAUAUAUAUAUUUUUACUUUCUAUUUAUUUUCUGGUUCAUCUAACAGCGAAGGAUGUUUUUAUCUCUGUAUAUAUUGUAACAUAUGUUUGUGUAAAUAUAUUCUCUAUAACUGA